Molecule: messenger RNA, 2676 nt
Organism: Mastomys coucha (southern multimammate mouse)
Lineage: Eukaryota; Metazoa; Chordata; Mammalia; Rodentia; Muridae
Gene: Dnaaf10
Product: WD repeat domain 92
Exons: 8
Coding region: 392-1465 (357 amino acids)
Molecular function (GO): ubiquitin binding
Source: RefSeq, a predicted model, not a curated record
GUCAGCUUCCACCAAUCAAUUUGAAGACACCGCCCCUUUUCUAGGCAAGGGUCCAUGCCAGGGGCCUAAGACAGGAUUGGUCCGCGUUUCGGAAUGGCUGCCCUAGGAUAUGCCUGUUUGCUAAUGUCUCCGUACCCUCCCAAACUCGCAGCCGAAGCAGUCACAGUCUUUACUAUGUCUAUGUGAAGUCGAGGUGUUAAUGGCAGUAAACCAGCUUGUGCCAUUUGUGGAGAAGCAUCUGGUGCGGUCUCAGCAGCUCACAAGGCAUUUUCGGAGGCAGCCAAGCCCAACUUGCUAAGGCGUCCGGGUAGAGUGUGGCUAGGGAGGGACAAACUGCCCCUGAUGUGUUUGCAGUCUGGUUACCAGGUUAGCGUUUGGCCGCAACUGCGCCAUGUCCACCUUCGAGAAGCCUCAGAUCAUUGUCCACAUUCAAAAGGGUCUCAACUACACAGUGUUCGACUGCAAAUGGGUGCCCUGCAGUGCCAAAUUCGUGACGAUGGGCAACUUCGCCCGGGGCACCGGCGUUAUUCAGGUGUACGAGAUCCAGCGCGGGGACCUCAAGCUGCUGCGGGAGAUUGAAAAGGCUAAGCCCAUUAAAUGUGGAACAUUUGGUGCCGCAUCUUUACAGCAGAGAUUCUUAGCUACUGGAGAUUUUGAUGGCAAUCUUCAUAUAUGGAAUUUGGAAGCCCCAGAGAUGCCAGUGUAUUCUGUAAAGGGCCACAAAGAAAUCAUAAAUACCAUAGAUGGAAUAGGUGGACUUGGAAUUGGGGAAGGAGCCCCUGAAAUCGUGACGGGCAGCCGUGAUGGAACUGUAAAGGUGUGGGACCCAAGGCAAAAAGGGGAUCCUGUCGCUAACAUGGAACCUGCACAAGGAGAAAACAAGAGGGACUGUUGGACUGUGGCAUUUGGCAAUGCUUAUAAUCAAGAAGAACGUGUUGUCUGUGCUGGCUAUGACAAUGGGGACAUCAAGCUGUUUGAUCUGAGAAACAUGUCACUGCGGUGGGAGACAAACAUUAAAAAUGGGGUGUGCAGCCUGGAGUUUGACAGAAAGGACAUAAGUAUGAAUAAGUUAGUAGCUACAUCUCUGGAGGGCAAGUUCCAUGUCUUCGACGUGAGAACACAGCAUCCUACCAAAGGCUUUGCUUCUGUCACAGAAAAGGCCCAUAAAUCUACCGUAUGGCAAGUCCGGCACCUGCCUCAAAACCGGGAGCUCUUUCUGACAACGGGAGGCGCCGGGAGUCUUCACCUCUGGAAGUAUGAAUACCCUACCCAGCGGUCAAAGAAAGAUUCAGAGGGCUUGGAGAUGGGAGUCGCAGGUUCCGUCAGCCUUCUGCAGAAUGUGACUGUGUCUACUCAGCCCAUCUCAAGCUUGGACUGGAGUCCGGACAAAAGGGGGCUCUGCGUCUGUAGUUCCUUUGACCAGAUGGUGCGCGUGCUGAUAGUUACAAAGCUCCAGACCAUCUGACCCAAGGCUGUGAACUUGAAAUUGCCCAGAGGGUUACUCACAGAAUUUGAGCUUUGUUCUGCAUCCUCUGGCCUCAUGGAAGACGGUUGGAUUUGAGUGAUGAAUGACAGCCACAGGCACAAAGGCAGCCAGCCUCUAGCGUCUUUGGGUGUUUGGUGGUCUGACCAGCUGCUGCUGUAUGUAAAGGUACCACUCACCUGACCAGCUUUGUUCUGUUUCCCCAUGUUUCUACUCAAAUAAAUUAGAGCUAGGAGCUGUGAUAUUUGUUUGUGGUGCCAGCUACUUAAUAGGCUGAGGCAGGGGGAUCAAUAUAGCCCAUAAGACUAAGACUAGUUUGGGCAGCAUAGUGAGACCCUGCCUUUAAAUACAGUUGGAUGCUGGCACUGAAGAGAAGGCUCACUGAGGAGUGCUCUUGCUGGGAACCCAAGCUUGGUUCCCAGUAUCUAUAUCAGGUGGCUUUCAACUCCUGUAACUCCAGUUUCAGGGCAUCUCAUACCAUUUUCUGGCUAUAUUGGGCAGUGGUACUCAACAGACACAUGCACAUUCUUAGAAAUUAAAAAAAAAAAAAUUGUAUUUCAGUUUUAAAAAAAAAUGUUUAAAGCCAAAGUCAGUAGUUGUUAUUUAACUGUAUUUUAACUUUGUUCUGAAAGCAUAGCUCCAUACUUUCUCUGUACAUUGUGCUUCAGUAGGAGUCCCUUCACUUGGCCUGUAAAGUACCAGAAGAACACGGCUCAACUGGCCAGCCUGGAGAACUGUUUUUAGCAGUGUAACUGGUAAAACAGUGACUUCCAACUGUCUCUCUUUUACUCAGAUUACAGGCCUUGGUUGUCUUUUGACUGUGGUAAGUGAUGAUGAGCCAUUCACAAUUAGAAUGAUUUUUUUUUAAGCCUUUUUGUCAAACCUUUAAAAUAUAUUUUUAAAAUAAACAGGUUUUUAAAAUAUGUGGAGGCAUUGAUUCAUUUGCUUUGUUUUCCCUCUCUUCCUCCUUGUUAAAUUACACCUUAGUUUCACUAUUCUUGACUCUGGCCCACAUCAUAAGCUGAGCCUCCAUAUGGACUGGAUUAAUCAUACUUGCAUUAAACCUUGUGUCCCCCAGCUCAGUUCAAAGGGAGAGAGACACCUGGAACUUGCUGAGUAAAUCUGCCUUAACUGGCAGAGAUCUGUUUGCCUCUGUCUCUCAAGCGCUGGGAUUAAAGGUAUAUGCCACCACA